ACAAAAGCUUAAGUGGAAAUUGUUAAUUAUGACAUCGAAAAUAAUGCAACUGGUUUCGGUCUUGGAGCAGACGAACUCCACAGACAAAGACGAUCUUUUGUUUGCCAAAAACUACUUGGAAGAGGCAGCCGCCGGCAAUAUGUCGGAGUAUUUCACGGGCCUGUCCGUGGUCUUGGUCGACACUAAGAACAGCUCCGUGGCUCGUACGGCCGCUGGACUGCAGAUGAAGAAAAAACUGAUCGGCAAGGAUGCGCGUGCCAGGCAGCAGAAACUCGAGAUAUGGCAGCAGUUCCCCAACGAGAACCGUGAGUUGAUCAAACAUAACCUCCUUGCCACGUUGGGCACGGAGAACACGCGGCCAUCUUAUGCCGCCCAAUGCGUGGCACUGCUGGCAGUCAUUGAGCUGCCCCUUAAGCGCUGGGGAACUCUCAUCCAGACCCUGCUGAAGAAUGCGGUCGGCGAGGGAUCGAGCGAAUUGCUGCGCGAGUCUGCCCUGGAGGCCAUUGGCUACAUUUGCCAGGGCGCACAGGGCAGCCUGACGGAGAGUCAGUUGAAGCAGAUGCUCUCGGCCAUCGUCCGCGGCAUGCGCGGCGUCGAGCCGUGCAAACAUGUCCGCCUGGCCGCCGCCACUGCACUAUUCAACUCGCUGCAGUUCACCAAGGCCGUCUUCCAGAAGAAGGUGGAGCGUAACGCCAUCAUGAAGGUGGUCGGCGAGGCCACGGUCUCCAAGGACAAAGAUAUCUGCGUGGCCGCCCUGCUGUGUUUGCUGAAGAUUGUGACCCUGCACAAUCAGUUGCUGGAGCCGUACUUUGAGCUCGUCACCACCCGACUGCUGGGGGCCAGCGAUCGGUCUGAUAUUUCCCAGGCCAAUCUGUGCGCCGCUGUCUACGAGGCUUUGAUAUAUAUGAUUCGCGAUUCGUCCCCCAACUGCUAUGCGGUGGUGCAGCGCACCAUCAUUGUGAUCUUCGAUCGUCUGAACCAGGCCAUCCAGACCGGCAAUGUGCAUCUGCAGGCCCUGCUGUGCGCCACCUUGCACAGCUUGCUGCAGAAGAUACAGAAGGUGGAUGCUCCCCAGAUAUCCGAUCGCAUUAUGAACGCCAUGUUCAUCGUUCUUCAAUUGAGUGCUGGCAAAUCGACAAAAGUGCAGGAGCAGGCCUUGCUUGUCGUGUCCACAGUGGUGGAUCUAUUGGGCGUUGGGUUCGCCAAGUAUAUGCCGAUCUUCAAGCACUUCCUGAUCGCUGGCCUGAAGGAUCGCGUGGAGUAUCGUGUAUGCUGUGCCAGCGUCGGCAUCACCUCCCUUCUUUGCCGCGUCCUCCAAUGGCAGAUGGUGCACCACUGUGACGAGAUCUUGCCGGUGCUGAUCGCCGGUGUGGGCGACAUCUCACUCUGCCGCGGCCUGAAGCCGUUGAUGCUCGCGGUCAUCGGUCUGAUGGCCGCAGAAUUGGGUAGGCGCUUCCUGAAAUAUUUGAACAUGGUGCUGGACAUAAUGCGUGGUGCCACCAGUCUCCAAAGGGAUCGCACCAACACGGACAACGACCAGUACAUCGUCGAGUUGCGCAAUAAUGUGCUCCUGGGAUACACUGGCAUCCUGCGCGGACUGAAAAGCCUCCGUCAGACGGGCCUAUUGGAGCCCCAUUUGCCGCACAUAGCUGGCUUCAUCAAUCGCCUUGCCCAGGAUAGUGACAUGAGCGACCCGCUAAUGAUCGUCGCUGUUGGUUUCAUGGGCGAUCUGUGCACUAGCUUUGGGCCACGUCUCGGCACACUGUUCGAAACGGUGGCCAUCACACGCUUUCUGGCCAAGGGCAAGCUGUCCACCAAUCCUAGCAUUAAAUUUUUCUGCGAAUGGGUCCAGCAGGAGGUCGACAAAAUCACUGAGCACGAUCACUGAAACUUACUUACAUUUCUAUCCAUAAAGACGAGCAGGAGUUGCGUGGGAGCAUGGCAAACAGGCCGACAAUCUUUGUUUAAUUAUUUCAUAUAUAUUCUUAUAUAAAAACGAUGUUUGGAAAAUGUUCGGAAAACCUUUACGAAGAAUCGAAGCACCAUUAAAUAAUUUG
Messenger RNA from Drosophila obscura, 2057 nucleotides. RefSeq names its product importin subunit beta-like. The transcript has 2 exons. Bases 29 to 1888 code for a protein of 619 amino acids. Gene Ontology annotation, biological process: protein import into nucleus. Gene Ontology annotation, molecular function: nuclear import signal receptor activity; small GTPase binding. Lineage: Eukaryota; Metazoa; Arthropoda; Insecta; Diptera; Drosophilidae. Gene Ontology annotation, cellular component: nucleus; cytoplasm. The record is from RefSeq and is a predicted model, not a curated record.